AUGAAGACGCACACACUGCACAGUCAGCGUGCUGCUUGGUCUUACGGGAGGGUGGAAUAUUUGUGUGCCAUAGCAAUUUGGGAUUUAGUUCUCAUCUUUUGUUGUCAGAGUUUUAAUUGUGUUCAUGGAUUAGCCUUUCAUGAUAACAUGUUAAAAGUUUUAGUUUCGUUUUUUAUUAAAUGGUACAGCCAGUUGAGGGCGCAACAAUUACUCUCACGAAUCGGAAUAUCAGUGCAGGGAGAAUCUAUGUUGAAUAUGCAUGCUCAUUAG
Clunio marinus is the source of this 270-nucleotide messenger RNA. NCBI's taxonomy places the organism in Eukaryota, Metazoa, Arthropoda, Insecta, Diptera, Chironomidae. The record is from the annotation of a GenBank genome assembly.